This is a messenger RNA of Parasteatoda tepidariorum (common house spider), 8002 nucleotides long. RefSeq lists its product as uncharacterized. Gene Ontology annotation, molecular function: protein binding. Lineage: Eukaryota; Metazoa; Arthropoda; Arachnida; Araneae; Theridiidae. The record is from RefSeq and is a predicted model, not a curated record.
UCAAAUGAAAAACAUUAAAUGCUUUCACUUCUUUAUAUUUCUUUCUUCUUAAACAAACUGACUGGAAUUUUUGGAUUCUUUUGAAAGUUUACGACUUAACAAAUUACAUUACGACUAUGAUCUCAAUGUAACCCAGUGUUCAUCAAAUUAAGAACUUGAGCUUCUACGAUGGAUGCAAGAAGCCUGGAGAUUGAUACUCAAGUGCAAGGGCUAUUAGAAUUACUAAAGAAAUCAGAGAUUUCAGCAAUCAACCAAAUUCUGCAGUUCAAUGGAUCAAAUCAACGCUGUAUUUACAUAAAUGUUUUAAAAUCAAUAAAAAACGCCAUAGAAUUCAACGAUGAAGUGAACUUUGAAGAGUUAUGUCGCAUCUUGGCAUUAAUAACCAAUGUUAACAUUUCUACCCAUUUAUUUUCGUACUUUAGUUACAACGACAAUCCAUUUAAAAAAUCUAAUGUGGUGAUAAUGGCUUGUAAACACAAUCGUUUAGAAUUAUUGAACAACAUAUUCAGUGAUAAUUCGUCGACUAUCAGUGAUCUCUCGACUAAAGUAGGGGCAACUUUUCCAUUGCCAACCGAUCAGGAUGAGGAAGGCCACAAUGCCUUCUAUUAUUCUGUGCGCUCAGGGAAUACGCAACUUCUGGAAGUUCUAAUGAAGAAGUGGCCAAUGAAUUAUUUUUCUUCUCGGAAAGAAGAAUUGUGCUCACUCCUAUCGGAAAGUUUAAAUGAGUUAAUGCUGAAAAACGUGGAUAUAUCAAUUGAAAUUCAAAUAUUCAUACACAGUUUUUUACUUGACUACUACUUCGAGGAAAAUCCACCAUCUGAGUCUAGUGAUUAUUCACAUAAUGACAUCCAAGAGAGUUUAUCACUUAUUUUGGAGUACAGUGACUUGUAUGAAACAAAGUACGCAAACAGCAAAUCGAAAGACCUGCUGAUUGUUUUAGGGAAAGGGAUCGCGCGAAAUAUAUUCACUUUGAAAAAAUGGCUGAAAUCUACGUAUGACCGGAUUCCUUGGGAAGAAAUGGAAUUUCACCUAAUCUCGCACAUCCGGUAUCUGAACAAUCAAGGAUGUUACAUUAAUUGCUGCGUAACGGAGACUGAUUUUCUCAAGUACCUGGCGACCUUUUCUGAGUGUUUAGAGAACGAAACUAAAGAUAUCAAGUUUACAGACAUAAAAAAUUUAUCGACAUUUCCUAACAAAACACGUGGUGAUAUGAUUAACAGCAUUACCCAUAAAUAUUCCCACUUUGAAGAAUUUUACCAAAAUUAUGAAUUCAUUCGUGAUUAUGAAUCCCUUAGCAUUAUUAAGAAAUGCGUUGAUGCAGUGACAGAGGUGAAUACUGUAGAAAAGAGCGGGAAAACUGUUAUAGUCAGGGCAUUGCAAGUGAUGGGAGAAAAUUUUAAAAAUACAUUGGAAUCGCCUAAAUUGUCUUCUGGAACAAGUGAUUAUUUGAUGUCAUUUUUACCUAAGGAAACUGUUAGAAUUAUAAAAGCUUUGCGAAACUCGUUCUCGCAUGGUUUUCCUUUGGCAAUCUGUCACGAAAUAGAAGAAAUGUAUGGUUCUGAAUUCUACGUUCGAGUUCAGAAUGAUCUGAAAAGUUUAAACGUUGGAAUCACUUCAGCAUUUCAGAAAAUAAAAUUUGAGAUUUUCAGAACUUUGUUGAAAAAAAUUUGUGAUUGCGAAGACAUUGACGUGUUGAAAGACACUUUUCAUAUGAUAAGAUUGAUAUGUUGCAAGAAUGAUGUAUCCCAGUUUUUUCCAAGAAAUAAUGCCGUGAUUGAAGUCGAAAAACUGGUAUCUGAUUUGGAUAAAAUAAUGAGGAAAAAAACGCAUUUUGAAAAAAGUCUGUUUUCAAAAAUAGCAGAAAUUAUCAGUUUUGAGAAGCAAUUUUUAGAAAUAUCCGAAACCGAAUUUCAGAAACAUCUUAAUAUGCUAAAUUCAAAUUUUACUCCUGAGUAUGAAAUGAGCAGUCACGACAUUUUUUCAACGAAGUGUAGAAUAAAGUGUAGGUUAGACAUCAUAAAUCCUUUAUACAAUUCAGAAGGAUUAGAAAACAUUAAUUCAUUAAUAAGCGAAAUUUACCGCAGUAUCGGAAAAGGAAGAAUAAAUUCACAUGCCUUAUCUUUGAUUUCCAGAAUUAUUUACAUGACUGUGCGUCGAAAUCAUGAAAUAAAAAAUCUACAUGAAUUCAGAAAAUUUUUUCAGAAAACUGAAAAAAUAACCUUUAAGACUAUUAAGAACAGAAAACUGAUACAAACAUUAAGUUAUCAAGAAAUCUUAUUGAAUGAUAUUACAGCUAUAAAAAGACUUGUGGAAGAGAAUAAUUUGUCUGAAAAUAACAUCGAAUCAUUUUUCAUCUAUAAAAAUAAUUUAAAAAUGCAAGCAGAAAUUGAAAUGCUUAUUUUAUCAAUUUUGUCUAGUUUGGAGCAUUCUAAUUAUUACUUAAUAACUAGUCAGCAAUACAACGAAGUCGAUAACCCAUUAUUAGUUGGUAGAUAUCUCAGGAAUUAUCUAGCUCAUGGAAAUCCUUUAGUAGACAUUUUAAUGGAUUCAACUCAAUUGAUAUUCCUAUUUGCUAUGAAAAUUAUAAAACAUGAUAUAUAUCGCAAAGGAAAUAUCACAAUCAAGCGUGUGAGAAAUAAAUCAAAUGCAAGGUAUACUGUAGAAAAUCAGGAGCGAUUAUUUCGUGCGUUGUCUGGCAAUUCCUUAGAUGAAGUGAAGCAUUGGAUAAGACAAGGAGCUGAUAUUUAUGGACGGAACAGCAAUUUGAUGACAGCUUUACACUUCGCAGCAAAAUCUUCCAACAUUGACAUUCUUAAGUUCUUGAUUGAUCGGGGAUUGAAUCCAAAGGCCAAAGAUUUUCAUAAAAGAAAUAUUCUCCAUGUAUCUGCAGCUUUUGGAAGCAAGUGUAUAGUUGAAUACAUUUUAGAAGAGCUAAAAAUAUCGGUAGAUGAAAAGUGCGAGCGCAAGCAAUCACCUCUCCACGUUGCGGCAGAGAAUGGUUGUUUCGAUGUUGUUGAGACGUUGCUGCACCACAGAGCUAAAACUGAUGUUGUAGAUGUCGCUAAUCAGACGGCACUACAAAAAGCUGUAAUAAAUAAUAGAAUGGAAAUAGCUGAAUUGUUUUUAUGUAACAACAAAAAUAUUAAUUCAAUCCGGGACGAGAAUGGAUUUACGUUAUUACAUAUUGCCGCUGAAUUUGGUUUCUUGGAUAUGGUUGUUUACUUACUCGAUGAGGGAGCUGAUGCUAAUUCUGAAACGACGGAACAUUUAACCACUCCAUUGCAUCUCUCUUCUUUUUUUGGUCACCUAGAAGUUGUUAAGAUAUUAAUUUCACGGGGAGCAAGCGUAAGUGCAAGAGCAAAAGAGGGCUUAACUCCUCUACACAUCGCUGUUGAGAGCGGACACCAGUCUAUUGUUGAAUACUUACUUGAAAAUGGUGCUAAUAUAAAUGCUAUGAGUAGCCAAAAAUGUUUACCUUUGCAUUAUGCCUUUAGAGAAAAACACAUGAGGAUUUUUGAAAUCUUGAUCACAAACGGGGCAAGACUGGAAGAUAUUGAGAUAUGUGGUGAUUCUGCAUAUAAGUAUGCUAUUUUAAAUAGAAAUUUAGACGUAAUUAAUUAUUUGAUUGAAAAUGGAGUUCCUAUUAAUCAAAGGGAUCCUGAGGGCUGCACUCCUCUUCAUUUAAGUAUAAAAUACGUUACAAAUGAUAUCUCGAAGCGAUUAAUUGAACAUGGAGCAGAUGUAACUGCCGUAGAUCUGAAAGGUUUUACUCCUUUGAGACUCGCAAUACUUGGUGGAAAUUACGAUAUAGCUAGUACUCUUUUAUUAAGCAGGAAGGCUUUUUCUCUAAGUACUGAAAAUGGGUACACAUUGUUACAUUGUUGUGCUUUAACCACAAAAUAUAUUGCUAUAUUUUUUAAACAGUUGGGUAUGAUAGUUAAUGUAGUGAAUUAUGAUAUGUUCGCAUCUAACUCAAAUAUGUUUACAAUCUUUAAAACUCUUGUAGAAAUGGCUACCAAUGCGAUGGGUAGUAGUGUGAUGAAAUGGUUACAGUGGAAAGAUAAUAAGGGUAUGACUGCGCUGCAUCUUUCUUGCCUCUCGGGUAACACUUAUAUUGUUCAAUAUCUUGUCAACAAGCUGCCUGAUCUUAACAUACCUAACGACAACGGAUAUACACCUUUGCAUAGCGCCGUUGAAACGAAUCAUCUUGAAGUUGUUAAUUUACUGUUAUCGACUGAAAAGUGUUCUUUAAAUUCUAUGACAUCUGAAGGCAACACUGCUUUAUGCUUAGCUUCAGAGUGCAAUUUCACUGAAAUAGCUCGUGUGUUAAUCAAAAAUGGAGCUGAUGUAAAUGCUGGAUAUCCACUCAUGAAAGCUAUCCAAGGUGGGCACGAAGAAAUGUGUUUGAUUCUUCUACAACAAAACGAAAUAUAUUCAGGGAAGCAGUUUAAAGGUGAUAUAGAUAAGUUUCUUCAAUACGCUUCAUUCAAUGGUAUGGAGCGAGUGGUUUCUUAUAUUUUGCAUAAUAAAUCACUAACAGAAGAUUUCAGUUUAGAAGAAUCUUUGUUUCGUGCUAUUGAGUGUGGCUAUGAGGACAUUGUAACUAUUUUCUUAAAUCAUGGAGCUGAUGUUAAUUAUAUUUUAAUAAAUAAUUUUACUUCAAAUUUGCAUCUAGCAGUUAAACGAGGCCAUUCCAAAAUCACAAAAUUACUGUUAGAUAGAGGAGCAGACAUUAAUAAGCUGGAUUCAGAGAAUCGAAGACCUAUAGAGUGGGCUGUAUGGUAUGAUCGUUUGGAUCUCGUAAAAAUAAUUUUCCAGAAGAAAACUACAAACGUAAAUGCAAAAUUGAAUGGUGAUUAUACUUUGUUACAUAUUGCUGCUGAGUAUGGCCACCUAGACAUAGUCAAAUUUCUAAUAAGCGAAAAUGCCUCAUUACGUGCAGUUAACAGUUUCAACUCAAAACCCAUACACUUAGCAGCACGAGAGGGACAUUUACAUAUUGUUGAAUAUUUUAUUCAAUGCGAUAAAACUUUAUUAAGGGAACGUGGAUGUGCUAAUAUGAAUGUUCUUCAUUAUGCGGCUCAAGCUGGUCAAACAGAUGUCGUUAAAUAUUUCAUUAAAAAAGGAAUUAAUAUAAACGAAUCUGGUGAUAAUGGAGCCCGACCCAUUCAUUUAGCUGCCAUGUUUGGUUUCGAGGAAGUCCUCAGGGUACUGCUCAGCAACGGUGCAAUUUAUGACUGCUUUCAUGAUAUCUUUCAUAGAACUCCAUUAUUACUUACUGAUAGUGCAAAUAUUAAAAAGUUUCUACUGAUGAUUAAAGAAAUUUUUCACUCAGUUAAGAGUAACAACGUUUCUAAUGUAAAAUUGCUUAUUGAUAAAGGAGCCUGUAUCCAUGCCAUGGAUUCAGAUCAUGCAACGCUUCUGCAUUAUGCUGUAGGGGAGGGUAAUACGGAAAUUAUUCAAUUACUACUGGAAUACAAGGCAAAUCCUAACGCAUUUGGAGGACAAAAUGUCACACCGCUUCACAUCGCGUCCAAGUAUGGAAAAUAUGAGGCAGCAAAACUUCUGUUAGAAAAUGGGGCUAUUUAUAAUGCCAUGUCCACUGACAGAAAGACUCCUCUAGAUUUAGCUUCAAGCAAAUAUAUUAACGACUUAUUAAAAUUCAUUGACAUUGUUUUCAAAAAUGUACAAAAUUGUAAUAUUAAUAUUUUAAGUACUCUAGAAAAAGUUGAAAAUUCUGAAUUUUUAAAAUCUAUAGCAUUUGCAAAAAACAACGAAGAAAAAACUCUAAUGACUUGUGCAGUAAAAAAUGACUUUCCCAAACUGAAACACCUCGAGAGUAUAAUUGACAAGGAUUUUGAAAUUGCUAGACAUAAAAUUAUUCAGAUACUUAACAAGCCAAAAUACGCUCUAACCAAUCUAAACGAUUUUCAGAAGAAAACAUCCCAGAACCUUGGUACAGAUAUUCCUGAUAUCUUUGAAAGUAGAAAAUCAACAUCAUUGUCAAGCCAAGACUAUGAAAAAUUACUUCGUGCCUGUACGAAAUUUAUAAGAAAUGAGAAAGAGUUUAAUGCUGAUUCUUUAAAAAUGCAAUCCUUCGUAGCUCAAGCAAUGCAUGGUCAAGGUCAAAACAUCGAAGCAUUUCAAAUUUUUAAAUAUGUUUUUCAACAACAAAGCGAAAUGUUUGGUCUAAAUGAUUUUGAUACUUUAAGAACUUUGUCUGGUAUGGCGUCAGUUUUAAACAGCCUUGAACACUAUGAAGAGGCUUUGAAAGCCUAUAAUAUUGUUUUCGAAAAGCACCUUGAAAUUUAUGGUCCGGACAAUCCCCUGACUUUAUUUACGCAAAGUAAAAUAGGUCUAACUUUAGCUAAAUUAGGUAAAUACGACGAAGCCCUUUCCACCUACAAAUGUGUUUAUGAAUCUAGAAAAAAAGUUUAUGGUCCUUUUCAUGCAAAUACUUUAAGAACAUUCCAUAACAUAAACUCUAUAUUAUGUUAUAUAAAUAAACCUAAUGAAUCUGUGGAAGGCUUGAGAGAAAUUUUAAAUAUUCAGGAAAAAGACUUAGGUCCAAAUCAUAAAGAUACAGUAAGAACAAAACAAAGUUUGGGAUUGAUAUUGUUUAAUAUGGGGAAAUUUUUUGAAGCUAGUAAAAUUUUGAAAGAAAAUAUUGAAAAUCUAAAAUAUGUUUUGGGAAAUGAACAUUCCGAAGUUUUGAAAUCAGAAAAUCUAAUAGAGGCUAUGAAAUAUCCUUUGGAUGAUUUAAAUUUAUGGAGAUCAGGAGAUUUAAAGAAAACUAAUGCCCAUGUUCCAACAGUAGAAGAGUUAGAGCUGCGUCACCUCAGAAGCACUAUUUCCGAAGGUAGAACUCUUCUACAUUUUGCUGUACAUAGAGGCAAUAUAUCUGUGGUUAAAAUUUUAUUACAGAAGAAAUGUGAUGCUAUGCAAGCAACUAUUAAAGGAAAUACGGCUUUGCACAUUGCAUCGUCUAAAGGACAUGCUGAAAUUGCCGAGUUAUUGCUCAUGCAUGUUAAAGGUGAAAACGUACAUCAUUUGUCGACAUUUAUAAAUGCCAAAACAAAAAACUGUGGUAACUCGGCACUGCAUGCAGCAGCAAAUUUUGAAACCGCCAUUACUUUGCUUAAGUAUGGAGCAAUCUAUAACAUACAAAAUAAAGACUGUAAAACACCAAAGGAUUACACAACCUUAAAGGAAAUUUCUGACUUUCUACAGCUCAUUGAUGAACUUUUCAUGUGUGUUUCAAUUGGAGACAACAGAAUAAUGUCCAAGUUAAAGAUUCUUGGUUUUGAGGAGAAAAUAGCAGUCUCAAAGGCUAGAAAUGAACAGAAAUUUACUUUGCUUCAAGUUUGCUUAGCCAAUGGACAUAAACAACUAUUGAAGCAAUUGAAUUUAGUAAUGUAGUCUGCAAUUCUAUAAACAAAUAUAUAUAUAUUUGUUAACACUAUUAAAAAGUUAUAAGAUUUAGUAUUUCCACAUUUUAACUUUGAUUUUUACGUAUUGUAUGUUAUGUACUGUUAUGCUGUACUAUGUUCAACAUCAUUUAUGAACUUUUUGUAAUAUUAGAAUUUUCUUUAAAUGUGUUUUAUCGUUAUGUGUAUGAUUGAAUUACCUGUAUGAUUAAAUUUUCUGUGCUAAAUAUAUAUGUACAUAGAAUUAUGAGCAUCAUUAACCUCCUGAAAAAAUAUAUAUGGUGUUAUAUAACUCGAAACUUAAUUACAAUCUCUUUUUUCAUCAAAGACAGAAUAUGAAUCAUUUAUAAAUUAUCUUUAGCUGCAGUGAAAUAUUUUUUUGUAGAGGAUUUAAUUUAAUAUUGCAGCUAAAAUAAUAACCUGUUAUAAUGUAUUUUUAAGGUAAAAUAAUAGUUUUAAAUAAAAAAAAGGAAAGAAAAACGAGUUAUAUUCACAAAGAGUGACUUUUGUUUGGAAAUUUUGUUUAGCGUUUUAUACUUAUACUUCAAGAAAAUUUUAUUUUACGAAUUGAAAAA